UCUAGAUCCUUCUGUAGUGCAUGGGAAGUCCACAGUCCCUUUUUUUUUCAAGCGCAAGGGCUUAAAAAGGGAGGGUCAAAGCUGACCUUGUCAUGAGCAGGUGACAUCCUGGAUAAAUAGAGCCUGAGCUUAUGAAGUUGUUACACUGUUCAUGCUGCUUUUAGCUGCUAACUGACCUGUUUUCUUUCCAUUUUAGGGGCAUUCUGCACAUAGUUCUUCCUUCAGGAUGUUUCCUCUGGAGGAGAUCACAAACAACACAUGCUCUUCUUACCGGGAUCAGCAUCCUCACACUAUCCUUUACAACAUCUUGAGCGGGAGGGACAGCGGAUACUUCAACAACAAAUUGAACCACAGCGCCACGGCCCACAACUGCCACUGUGAGCGGAGGAGGACAGUUUGCCUUAAGGACCCAAAGGUGACAUGCCAGGUUGCCUCCAGUGUGCUCGUCAAAACCAUCUGCUUUGUGAGGAGUUUACCAUCCUUCAGUCAGCUUCCGUCAGGAGAUCAGUCGUCACUCUUAAGACACUGCUGGGUUCCUUUAUUUGUUCUGGGGCUUGCCCAGGAAAAGAUAGUCGUUGAAGUGACGGAUGUACCAAAUUUAAGCAUCCUUAGACAGAUUCUGCUCGGACCAGGACGCGCUGAAAAGGACACUGACCGACCAACUCUUGCAGGAGUCCACGAACUGAGAGCUGGCUUGCAUCAGCUGUGGAAUCUGGAUCUCAGCCCAAAGGAAUACGCCUACCUGAAGGGCGCUUUGUUGUUUAACCCAGCUGUUGAAGGGUUGAGCGCCUUGCUGUUCAUUGAAGGCCUUCAACAAGAAGCUCAGAGAGCUCUCCAAGAAGUCAUCCACCUCCUGCACCCGAAUGACGACGUUCGCUUCAGCCAAGUCCUUCUGGCAGCCUCCGCCAUUCAGACUGUCAGUCACAGCCUGGUCACAGAGCUCUUCUUCAAGCCAGUUAUCGGCAACACAAAUAUGUUACAUUUAUUAACAGAGAUGUUGUUUGUGCAAUGAGACCCCGGUGAGAAAGCCUUG
Morone saxatilis (striped sea-bass) is the source of this 1033-nucleotide messenger RNA. RefSeq names its product nuclear receptor subfamily 0, group B, member 2b (gene nr0b2b). The record is from RefSeq and is a predicted model, not a curated record. NCBI's taxonomy places the organism in Eukaryota, Metazoa, Chordata, Actinopteri, Moronidae. The coding region runs from base 227 to 1012 and encodes 261 amino acids. Gene Ontology annotation, cellular component: cytoplasm; nucleus. Gene Ontology annotation, biological process: negative regulation of transcription by RNA polymerase II; circadian rhythm. The transcript has 2 exons. Gene Ontology annotation, molecular function: transcription corepressor activity; transcription factor binding.